This is a messenger RNA of Striga asiatica, 450 nucleotides long. NCBI's taxonomy places the organism in Eukaryota, Viridiplantae, Streptophyta, Magnoliopsida, Lamiales, Orobanchaceae. The record is from the annotation of a GenBank genome assembly.
AUGUUGACAAAUUACUCCUUUUGCCACAUACCUAUCGAGUUUUUUUUCCAACAAAUCCUCGAAAAAUGGUUCGGCGAAAUCUCUGAGGGUUAUCUCGGACUAGUGGACAUUUGUGCCACGACGAAAGAUUUCGUAUCACAUUCAAAAGAAAGCAUUUUAAACAUUCUUUCUAUCCUCCGGCAAAAACGAGCCUCGGACGAACUUUUGGAGCUCAUCUCCUCACGGAAGAUCGCGAAGAAGAAUAUAAGAAAUUCGUUGAGAAACAUUCGUGUUUUGAAGAACAAAUUCUCGGGUUUAAGUUUAUCGACGGGCAAUAAUAAUCAAGAAACCAUUGCCAUCGUUCGAAUGUUGAAGGAAGUCGAGUUGAUGACGAUCUAUUUGAUGGAGGAUUUGCCGUUAAGUAUUUUGGGGACGAAUAAGCUUCGUUGGAGGCUAAAGGCUGGUUUUUAG